Messenger RNA from Aphis gossypii (cotton aphid), 574 nucleotides. RefSeq lists its product as uncharacterized. The record is from RefSeq and is a predicted model, not a curated record. NCBI's taxonomy places the organism in Eukaryota, Metazoa, Arthropoda, Insecta, Hemiptera, Aphididae. The transcript is spliced from 3 exons. The coding region runs from base 149 to 442 and encodes 97 amino acids.
UCUUCAAGGCAAUGGCACUAUACGGCACAUAAAAAAAUAAAAAUAAAUUAGAAGUAGUGAGAAGGAAUUUAUUUUACAUUGCAGUCUUCUUAUGGUUGAAUAGCUUACACAAUCAGCUCCACAUAAUUCUAUACCAAUAUCCAUUACAAUGAAAUUCGUGUUAGUAUUUGUAAUUGGUUGUAUAAUGCUUAAUUUAAUUGAAUGCAACCCAGUAGAGUUAGUAUCUUUAACAAAUAAAAGAGAUGACUCUGGUCAAUUCUUAUCACGUUAUAAAUUGGAUGAUGGUACUGGAGAAGAGAAGAUGGGUAAACUACAAUCAAAUAAAAAUGGAGAAGAUGCUAUUCUCGUUCAACGGGGUUCAUAUACUACAAAUGUCGAUGGAAGACUUAUAACAUACAAUUGGAUAGCUGACACAAGAGGUUUCAGGAUAUCAAAAGCAUAAAAUACAAUAAAUACAAUUUUAUAAAUUUUUAAUACAGUAUUAAUUAUACUAUAAUUAACUUAAAAUUAAAAUUAUUACUAUUAAAAUUACCUAAUCAUCUAUUUUGAAUAAAAAAUAUUAACUGUUUUUUCA